AUGCAACCAGCCACUGGGCCCGUGCCAAAUAUCAGAUCGCAAGUGUUGCCGCAAGGAAUCAGCAAAAAAAUAUUUGAGGAAGCUAUCGAAGAGCUGAAGCCUUUGGUGGAUGGCGAUGUGUUGCUUGUGAAUGAAGAGCUGGAUGAUGGGUGGUAUUUGCAUCGGCCGCUCACACACGAUGCAUUCCCGCUUGGAGCCCAGGAUGAAUUUGUUAAUAGUGCGAUAUGCUCGCCUGGAAGUGUUGAACAAGUCCAAGCGGUGGUGAGGUGGGCGAAUAAGUGGCUAAUUCCGAUAUAUCCAAUUUCAAUGGGAAGGAAUCUUGGUUACGGAGGAGCUGCUGCUCGACUACCAGGAUCCAUCGUAGUGGAUCUCGGGAAGAGAAUGAAGAAAGUCCUCGAGCUUGAUGAGAAGAGUGCGUUUUGCCUGCUUGAACCAGGUGUGAGCUACUACAUGCUCUUUGACGAGAUCAAGAAGUCGGGGAAGGAUCUCUGGGUUGAUGUUCCAGACCUUGGAGGCGGGAGUGUGAUUGGCAACGCCUUGGAUAGAGGAGUUGGGUAUACGCCCUAUGGAGACCACUUCGGGAUGCACUGUGGCCUGGAAAUCGUCCUACCAGACGGCGAGCUGAUGCGAACCGGUAUGGGCGCCAUGCCAGAUGCGAAUACCUCGCACGGCAGCGCGAACACAUGGCAGCUGUUUCAAUACGGCUUCGGGCCGUACGCUGACGGUCUGUUCUCGCAGUCGAACUAUGGCAUUGUGACCAAGAUGGGAUUCUGGCUGAUGCCGAAUCCGAAAGGGCAUCAGACGUUUCAGAUCACGUUUGAGAAGGAGGAAGAUCUCUAUGAGAUUGUAGAGACUAUUCGGCCGCUGCGAAUACGGAAUAUCAUUCCUAAUGUGCCGCAUCUUCGACAUAUCAUGCAGGAGGCGAGUGUUUAUGGUGAUAGGAAGGCAUUCUGGGAUGGUGAUAGACCUAUCCCACACGAUAAGAUCGAUGAAGUUAUCGUUCCCAAAAUGUGGAUGGGGAAUUUUAGAUGGAUUCUGUACCUCUGUGUUUAUGGUCCGGAGGUCAUUCGGAAAGCUCACAUCGAUGUCAUCCGCGAGGAGUUCUACAAGAUCCCAGGCGCCAAAUUUACUUUCCCCGAAGACACACCCGCGAACUCCUACUUGCGAAGUCGGGUCAAUAUAUACGCGGGCAUUCCCGAUUUGCGAGAGUUGGACUGGGUAAUGUGGCUUCCGAAUGGCUCGCAUACAGCGUUUAGCCCAAUCAGUCCGACAACAGGAGAAGACGCAGUCAAGCAGUACGAGAUGACGAAACGGAUCCAUCAAAAGUACGGUUUCGAUUACUUCCCUACAUUCUGUGUUGGCUGGCGUGAGAUGCAUCAUAUCGUGAUGAUAAUCUUUGACCGGAAAAGCGAAGACUCAAAGCGGCGGGCGACUGCCAUGAUGAAGGAACUGAUCAGCGAAGGCGCGAAAUUGGGCAUGGGCGAGUAUAGAACACACAUCGCAUUUCAAGAUCAGGUCAUGAAGACGUACAAUUACAAUGACGGGGCUUUGUUGAAGUUUCAUGACCAGAUUAAAGAUGCGCUCGAUCCCAACGGCAUCAUGGCACCUGGCAGAAAUGGAAUCUGGGGAUCUCGAUGGAAAGAGAAAGGUCUAGAGCGGGCAUAG
This is a messenger RNA of Cadophora gregata, 1665 nucleotides long. RefSeq lists its product as uncharacterized. Gene Ontology annotation, cellular component: mitochondrion. The coding region runs from base 1 to 1665 and encodes 554 amino acids. Gene Ontology annotation, molecular function: FAD binding; D-lactate dehydrogenase (cytochrome) activity; D-lactate dehydrogenase (NAD+) activity. Lineage: Eukaryota; Fungi; Ascomycota; Leotiomycetes; Helotiales; Ploettnerulaceae. The transcript is spliced from 5 exons. The record is from RefSeq and is a predicted model, not a curated record. Gene Ontology annotation, biological process: lactate catabolic process.